AUCGGUCAAUUGUUGGACGAGGUGUCAAGGUUACAACAAAAUUUGCAACGUCUCCAAGAUACUAACGCGCAAGCGACGGCACGCCUCGAGGAAGAACUCGAAGCACGAAGACAACACAUCACAAGAUUGGAGAGCAAAUUGGAACGGCAGAGAGAUUACGAUGACCUGAAACGCGAGAUAAGCGUGUUAAGGUCGGUUGAUCUAUCACAAAUUCCAACCGGUGAACCUGGAAAAAGUCUGGAACACCUUUUAAUGGAACGUUCCAAGGCCCUUCAACAAGCCGAAAGUUUAAAACCACCUAACACGCCUGACACGCUCGGUGGACUAUCGUCACCCCUGCAGCGCGCCUCGACCGCCUCGCCCCAUGGGGUCGGAGGUGGGCCACCUUCGUCCCUAGUAUCCUCCCAACAAGCCCCACCGCCACCUCCGACCUCGGUUUCCCUCCCGCCACGUUCCACGCCGACACCUUCCUCCGCAACAUCGACGACUUCCAGCCUCCUCUUCCCCCCGCCUCUCCAAAACGUCGAAACCUUCGGCUCCUUCCUUGGCGAGGAGAUCGUCGCCAACUGGAGGCGGACGUUGGAAAGGUCGAUCAUAAAUCAACAACAACAACAGCAGCAGCAACAACAACAACAGCAACAGCAGCAGCAGCAACAACAACAACAGCAGCAGCAGCAGCAACAACAACAACAGCAGCAGCAGCAAGUCCAACAGGUGCAACACCAACAAGUGCAACAACAACAGCAACAGCCUCAACCACAACCACAACAACAACCACAGCAACAACAACAAGCCACUCAAAUAUCUCAAUUAACGCAACAACAGUUGCAACAAGUCCAACCAUUGAUAGGACUUCAUCCACCUACAACGCCAAGUAGCCUAAAUCAUCUUCCCUCACCAACAGAAGCAUCGUCAAGUACCAACGUACCGAGUAAAUCCAGCACACCAUUGGGUACGACGUCGAUGGGAACGACGACGUUAACCACGACGAAUUUAGGCACGACGGGACUCGGUACAACGUCGUUGGGUACGUCGACAUUGGGCACGGCGUUGGGUACGACGUUAGGUACGACGUUAGGUACGACGUUAGGUACGACGUUAGGUACGACGUUAGGUACAACGUUAGGGACGACGUUGGGUACGACAUCGUUGAUCGGUUGUCUUGAUCCGAGCGAGAAGGCGUCGACGCCAGUUCCCGGUCACGAAACGCCGGCGCCGCAGACCCCAUCCUCGACGAGUGCCAUGACAUCGCCCCCGAGCUUUCAACCGCCCACGUCGAUGGUUGAGACGAGCACCUCCUCCGCCUCCGUCAACGGUGGAGGCGUCACGCCCAGUGCCGUGUCCACGGCGCCGCCACCUAAAAGCCCGGCGGAUCAGGAAUCCUGUCACAAUAAUAAUAACAACAGUCAUCAUUUAGCUAAUAACAAUAUCGGUGGGUUGAGCGUAUUGGACACAUUAAAAAGUCCCUUCCGUUUCGAUGACAGAACGCAUCCGUUCAGAUUCGGUGAUGAAUUUGGUGCGGUCGGAAUGGCCGGUAGACUUGGUGACUCCUUAAUACCUAAAGGUGAUCCCAUGGAAGCGAGAUUACAAGAAAUGUUGCGUUACAAUAUGGACAAGUAUGCCUCACAAAAUCUGGACACCCUACACAUAGCCAGAAGAGUACGAGAACUCUUAUCCAUACAUAAUAUCGGUCAAAGACUAUUCGCCAAAUAUGUUCUUGGAUUGAGUCAAGGUACCGUCAGCGAGUUACUCAGCAAACCCAAACCAUGGGAUAAACUCACCGAGAAGGGACGGGAUAGUUAUAGGAAGAUGCACGGUUGGGCUUGCGACGACAACGCGGUAAUGCUGCUCAAGUCCCUAAUACCCAAGAAAGGCAAGGAGCAGGGAAUGCCACCUUUCACGCGUGGACCACAGGAAAGUGGUCCGCCGGAUAUGAGCGAUGAGAGGUUGGCCCAUAUCCUCUCGGAAUCUGGUCACCUACAAAUGAGAGGCGAGCAUGAGGUCUCGAACGAUGCGGACAGUAAGAGUCCGAGCAGGAUUGGCUGUCCGAGUCCGUUUAGUAAGGACAGACUCGAGAGUCAAAAUAGGAGACUGAAGAAAUACGAAAACGAUGACAUUCCCCCGGAAAAGGUAGUCAGGAUUUAUCACGAAGAAUUAACUAAACUCAUGGGAAGGAGAGUUGAUGAUCGACGGGGACCACUAGAAUUUCCUCCUAGCGGUACCCAAGGGCUCCAAGGUAUAGAAAGAACACAGGAAGAUAUCCGAUUGGCAUUGGAUGCUUAUCAUCGGGAAUUACAAAAGUUGAAUGCCGGUUCUGGACAAAAUUCGGCGCUAACAGGUUUGCCAGGAUUACCUGGAUUACCUGGUUUGUUAGCCCUGCAACAACAAGCUCUUCAACAACAUCACUUGGCGACUAACGGCGGUGGUGUACAAGAUUUGAGCUUAGGAAAAAUAGAUAUAAGGAAUAAAAUGAUAAACGGUGUUACCGAGGAAGAAAAAGAAAAAAUGGAAGAAGCUAUGAGACACGCCGGUAGCGCGUUCUCAUUGGUCAGGCCUAAACAAGAAACAACGGGAGCCCAAUCGACACCUGGUGGUUCCAGUGCGAGUUCACCUCUCGGUAAUUCUAUACUACCUCCAGCAAUGACGCCCAGUGAAGAUUUUUCGGGCGCUGCUGCGGCCAGUCCGUUACAAAGGAUGGCCUCUAUAACAAACAGCCUAAUCAGCCAACCGUCCACUCCGACCCAUCAUGCUUCGAAUCAAAGACCAUUAAAAGCAGUUCUUCCUCCAAUUACUCAACAACAAUUCGACAUGUACAAUAAUCUUAAUACCGAAGAUAUCGUCAAGAGGGUAAAGGAACAAUUGUCGCAGUAUUCGAUCUCUCAACGUUUGUUUGGUGAAUCGGUUCUGGGUUUAUCUCAGGGUUCCGUAUCGGAUCUUCUAGCACGUCCGAAACCUUGGCAUAUGUUGACGCAAAAAGGACGGGAACCAUUCAUAAGAAUGAAAAUGUUCCUCGAGGAUGACAACGCGGUACACAAACUGGUGGCAAGUCAAUAUAAAAUCGCACCGGAGAAGCUGAUGAGGACCGGCGGCUACGGCGGCCUGCCUCCAUGCGGAACGCCAAUGAAACCAAUGCCGCCGACUAAGUUGGUCCAGGAACAAUUGCAGAAUGCGGCGAAAGCGCAAGCAGCAGCCCAGGCUGCGGCCCAAGCAGCGGCACAACAUCAGCAAGAGAGUCAAAUGCAAUUGGGUCCACCACAACAGAGUCCGCAACUUCCGCAACAUCCUCAACCACCUUUGCCGAUGAUGUUGACCCCACCUGGUCCGCAUCAUCCGCAUGCCCAACUCAGUAUGCAAGAACUUCAGAAGAAACAACAACAACAGCAACAGCAACAGAUGACGUUGCAUUCUCCCCAUCAUCAGAUGACACCGUCACCUUUAAGAGGACCUCAUUUACACAUAUCUUCGAGCGUUUACGAGAUGGCAGCGUUGACCCAAGAUCUCGACACGCAAACUAUCACGACUAAGAUCAAGGAAGCCUUAUUGGCUAACAACAUUGGUCAAAAAAUAUUCGGAGAAGUAGUUCUAGGUUUAUCGCAGGGCUCGGUUAGCGAAUUGUUGAGCAAACCUAAACCAUGGCAUAUGUUGAGUAUAAAAGGUCGCGAACCAUUCAUCAGAAUGCAAAUGUGGUUGGCGGACGCGCACAACGUUGACAGAUUGCAAGCUUUGAAGAACGAGCGAAGAGAGGCUAACAAAAGACGGCGCAGCAGUGGUCCAGGACACGACAACAGUUCGGAUACGUCCAGCAACGAUACCGCUGAAUUUUAUCACGCGGCAUCGCCUGGUCCGGGCCCUGCAUCCGCUAAGAAGCAAAGAGUACUAUUUUCGGAAGAACAAAAAGAAGCACUUAGGCUCGCGUUCGCGAUGGAUCCUUAUCCGAAUGUGAACACGAUAGAAUUUCUCGCGGGAGAAUUAACAUUGUCCUCGAGAACUAUAACCAAUUGGUUUCACAAUCAUCGAAUGAGAUUGAAACAACAAACGCCGCAUGGUCAACCGGAGCCACAAUCCCCUAGGGAACCUGGUCAACCGUUCGAUCGUGUUCAAUUCAGAUUACUGUUGAAUCAACGAUUGGUAGAAAUCCAUAAGGAAAGGUUGGGUUUGGGUAACGUACCAAUACCAUAUUCACCUUACUUCAACCCGAACUUAGCAGCGUUGGUUGGGAACGCGUUAAAAGAACAAUGUUCUGGUUUAGAUUUAUCAAUGAGUGCGCUUAAAAGAGAACCCAAUCAAGAAUUCGAAGACGAGGACGUCGAAGAUGCGAUGAGCAAUCUCGGUAGCGAAGAUUCCGAAGGUUCUGCAAGUAGCAUAAAAAGAGAACCGGCGGAAACACCAACGGCACCAACUACGGUUAGGUCUAACAGAAGAAAACCUGCAGCACCGCAAUGGGUCAAUCCUGAAUGGCAGGAACCAACGCGAACGGGAGACGAGGUCAUCAUUAAUGGGGUUUGCGUUAUGCAAACGGACGACUAUGGUGUUAAAAGAGAAACGGAGGAAACCAUUAGGGUUGAACCUACCCCGGUACAGGACAGAUACGAGGAGGACGUUCAAAGUGAUGUAUCGUCGGUAUCCGGUAACAAUGGUCCGGACAGGGACAGUCCAAUGCCCAGUCCAAAAUCUGGACAAAAUAGUCCAGUAACGUCACCUAGGUCACCCUCGCAAGUACAACAAACAGUACAACAACAAUCGACGGAUACGAGUCCCAAAGAAAUAGUUAAGCACGAACCCGAAGAAGCAUGGGACUAUUAAACCUAAAAGCAACCUUGAUAACGACCCUUUCAAGGUUAACCUAAUCGAUCUCUUAUAUAUAUAUAUAUAUCUAUAUAUAUGUGCACAAGUCGAUGAUAAUUAUCGAACGAUCAAUUGAACUGUUUGUAUGGUGCGUUCGAUAAAAUCACGACGAUGACGACGACUUAAAAAAACAAUGGACGAUUAAAAUCCACGAUGAGUUUCGACCAAAAAUCUUCUGAGUGGACUUUUCUGGUGGUAUACGAACGAACAAACGAACAAACGAACGAACAAACAAACGAAAAGAUCUAUAAAUUCGUGUGUUUCGCUUUAGUGAGAUAAAACAAAUGAACCCCAUGAGCGACAGACUUUCGCGAAAUAAACAAAAGAAAAAGAAAAAGGAAAUGAGAAAGAAAAGAAAUGAAAAGAAAUCGAUACCGUAACGUUUCUCCAUCUUUUGUUUUUUUCUUUUUCUUUCUUCUUUCCUCCUUUUUCUUCUUUCUUCUUUUCUUUUCUUGCGUACAUUUAAGAUUAGGGAUUACAAAAUUUAUCGAUUACGCGACAAUGAUGUAUGUUGAACUUAUAAAAAGAAGAAAAAGAUGAAGAAGAAGAAAAAAAAGAAAGAAUAGAAAAAAACAAAGGAGGAUAACGGAUGCGAUAGGAAGUUCUUGUUGUGUCAAGAAACGAACAAAAAAAAGUAAUGGGUGAUGAUGAUGAUGAUGAUGAUGAUAAUGAUUCGAAGAGAAUAAUAAGGGGAAUUACGAGUGGGUGUGUGUGUGUGUGUGUGUGUGUGUGCGCGCGCGCGUGUGCUGGAUAACCGAAAAAUAAAAAAAGAAAUUGAC
This is a messenger RNA of Polistes canadensis, 5624 nucleotides long. RefSeq names its product homeobox protein cut (gene cut). Lineage: Eukaryota; Metazoa; Arthropoda; Insecta; Hymenoptera; Vespidae. The record is from RefSeq and is a predicted model, not a curated record. Gene Ontology annotation, molecular function: DNA binding; DNA-binding transcription factor activity, RNA polymerase II-specific. Gene Ontology annotation, biological process: regulation of DNA-templated transcription. The transcript is spliced from 6 exons. The annotation marks the transcript as partial.